ACUGAACGUCCCAACGUCAUCAGACUGAGACACGUUGAAGAGGACGUGACGUUUAAACCUGUGACAAAUGUGGUGAACGCAAGUUUACAUCGAAGGUAUGGAUUCACUGAGUGGCCCAUUGGGCAUGUUAGCAAGUGUCGGCUGUGGACUCUUACUUGGCUGGUAUUUCAGAGGGCGGUUUGGGAAACCCAUCAGAGGUGCAGGUGCAAGAACCGACGGUGCUGGAGAUGAGAGCGAGACGUCCUCCAUGGGAACCAGCGAGGAGCUGAAGUUGAUUUUGGUGGUGCGAAAGGACCUCAGCAUGGGUAAGGGGAAAGUUGCUGCUCAGUGUUCUCAUGCGGCAGUGAGUGCCUACAAGCAACUGCAGCGAAGAGACCCUGAUCUUCUGAAACAGUGGGAGUACUAUGGACAGCCCAAAGUUGUGGUGAAGGCCGACGACGAACAGAGUCUUUUGGAACUUUGGCGAAAGGCUAAAGAACUCGGACUACCCGUCAGCUUAAUUCAAGAUGCCGGCAGAACCCAGAUAGCACCAGGUUCUCGGACAGUUCUUGGAGUGGGCCCUGGGCCUGGCGAUGUAAUAGACAAGGUUACAGGACAUCUGAAACUAUAUUGAAUGUAUGCAACACUUAUGGUUGUGGUCUAGAAAUACAAAACCAGUGCUUUCUAGGAUUAUUAAAAUGUUUUCACACGA
Molecule: messenger RNA, 691 nt
Organism: Alosa alosa (allis shad)
Lineage: Eukaryota; Metazoa; Chordata; Actinopteri; Clupeiformes; Clupeidae
Gene: ptrh2
Product: peptidyl-tRNA hydrolase 2
Exons: 2
Coding region: 98-613 (171 amino acids)
Biological process (GO): negative regulation of anoikis; positive regulation of anoikis
Cellular component (GO): mitochondrion; cytosol
Molecular function (GO): peptidyl-tRNA hydrolase activity
Source: RefSeq, a predicted model, not a curated record